AUGGCCGAGGUUGCGGCAAACACACCUGUGGUCUCCGCAGAGGAGCUCCAAAAACAUUCUACUUCUAGGGAUUGCUGGAUUGUGGUGCAUUCGAGAGUCUAUGAUGUGACCAAUUUCUUAGAAGAACAUCCAGGGGGGUCAGCCAUUAUUUUGAAAUAUGCUGGUGACGAUGCAACGCAAGCAUAUGACGAGGUUCAUGCCCCUGGUAUCAUACAUCGGACAUUAGCCCGCGAGCAAUUCAAGGGCACAAUCGACCCCCUCACAAUACCCAAGAAACAAACAACAGUGCCAGAGGCAGUCCCAAAUAAGAGUUCUGAAGAGCUUCCAGAUCUAAGCACGCUCCUAGGAGUGCAAGACUUUGAAGAAGUUGCUCGGAAAAAGUUCUCAAAGAAGACGUUUGCCUUUUACUCCUCAGCCGCGACAGACUUGAUAUCGCAUCGCGAUAACAUUGAAAGCUAUCGAAACUUGCUUCUGCGACCUCGAGUUCUACGGAAUGUUAAGGAAGUAUCGAUAUCCCGAAAGAUAUUGGGAUGCGACAGCAGCGCUCCUUUUUUUGUUAGUCCCGCCGCAAUGGCCAAGCUCGCACAUCCAGAUGGCGAAUUGGCGAUCGCAAGGGCCUGCGCAGAGGAGAAUAUCAUUCAGAUCAUUUCAAACAAUGCGUCAUACCCACUGGAAGACAUAGUCGCUGCCGGUCGCCCUGGGCAAACAUUCUUUUUCCAACUUUACGUAAACUCGGAGCGUCAGAAAACGGAAGAGCUGCUCAACAAAGCGCGCAAUCUAGGGAUCAAAGCCAUUUUCGUCACAGUUGAUGCCCCCAUUCCUGGUAAAAGGGAAGCCGAUGAGCGAAUCUCGGCUGAAAACUUUGUGUCUGCCAUGAGUGGUGCAGUUGCAAAAAACGACAAGAAGGGAGGUGGUCUAGGCCGCGUGAUGGCCCAGUAUAUUGACUCUUCACUGAAUUGGGACGAUCUCGAGUGGAUUAAAAGGGUUUCUAAAUUGCCGGUAUUCCUAAAGGGGGUUCAGACAGCAACAGAUGCGAAAUUGGCGGCAGAGCAUGGAUGUGCAGGAAUACUAUUAAGUAACCACGGGGGGAGAUCAUUGGAUACGGUACAACCGGCCAUGGCCACCUUACUGGAAAUGCACAAAGAAUGUCCGGACAUCUUUGGUAAGCUUGAAAUUUACGUUGACGGAGGAAUUCGUCGGGGAACGGAUAUUUUGAAGGCUUUGGCUUUGGGUGCCACAGCCGUCGGCGUUGGACGACCAUAUCUGUAUUCGUUGGCCUACGGAGAAGAGGGAGUGCAACACUUGACAGAGAUUCUGAAAGACGAGCUCGUGUCAACGAUGAAAUUGAGCGGAAUCACAAAUAUCGAUCAAGCUCAUCCCGGAAUGGUAAAUACAUCCAGACUAGAGCAUCUCAUUCGGACAGGAGGGGAAAGGCAUCCGUGGAUCAAGUGGGAGCCAAAAUCUAGGCUAUAA
Molecule: messenger RNA, 1473 nt
Organism: Talaromyces rugulosus
Lineage: Eukaryota; Fungi; Ascomycota; Eurotiomycetes; Eurotiales; Trichocomaceae
Exons: 4
Coding region: 1-1473 (490 amino acids)
Molecular function (GO): heme binding; oxidoreductase activity
Source: RefSeq, a predicted model, not a curated record